AUGGAGUUUCACCUAACCAUUGAAUCUGCAGGAGUACUCAUUUCCUUUUUACUAUUCCUCUACUGCAUACUAAAAUGGAAAAACAGCAUGAAUACUACAGCAAAACCACCCCAACCAUCUGGUUCAUUGCCUAUUAUUGGCCAUCUACAUCUCUUAGGAGGGCUUCCUCACAUCGCCUUAGGAAGGUUAGCAGAUAAGUUCGGUCCAAUCUACAUGAUAAAGCUCGGCGUUCACCGAGCUUUAGUAGUAAGCACAGCAGAGACAGCAAAAGAGUGCUUAGGCGCGAAUGAUAAAGUAUUCUUAAAUCGGCCAUAUACAAUGUUUGCAGAGUUUCUCGGUUACAACUCCGCCAUGUUCGGCCUAGCCCCUUAUGGUCAGUACUGGCGUGAGAUACGAAAGAUCACCACUGUCGAGCUUCUAUCUAAUCAUCAGAUAGAAAUGUUUAAAGAUAUCAGAUUCUCAGAGAUAAGAUCAGCUAUAAAAAGAACAUCAUCAUCAGGUGAAAUGUCUGAAUUAGUUGACAUGAAACAAUGGUUUAAAGACAUAAGCUUGAACACUGUAGUAAGAACAGUUUUGGGGAAAUCGUUAAAAGAGAAUUACCAAGAUGAGGAAUACACUCGGUGCUUGAAGGCAAUCAGGGAAUUUUUUGUAUUGGGAGGUGCAUUUGUCCCUGCUGAUGCACUUCCGUUUUUGAGGUGGUUGGAUAUUGGAGGGUACGAGAAAAAAAUGAAGAAGGCUGCAUUAGACAUCGAUGUUAUAGCUCAAAAUUGGUUGGAGGAGCAUAGGAGAAGGAGAAGAUCGAAAGAGACACAAGAAAAGCGGUAUUUCAUGGAUGCGAUGCUUGACAUUAUGGAGAACACACAGGAAAAUGUUUCCAAAUUUGAAGCAGAUACAAUCAUUAAAGCUACUUGCAUGGCAAUGAUUUUAGGGGGAGCAGACUCCACAGCAGCAACCCUAACAUGGGCACUAUCAUUGCUACUCAACAACAAAGAUAUCCUGAAAAAGACUCAAGCUGAACUAGACAUACAAGUGGGCAAAAACAGGCAAGUGGAAGAAUCAGACCUCAAAAAUUUAGUUUACUUACAAGCUGUUCUCAAAGAGACCAUGAGACUAUAUCCAGCUGCACCCCUUUCAGUUCCUCGAGAAGCCAUUAUAAACUGCACCGUGAAUGGUUACCACAUCUCAGCUGGCACUCGACUCUUUGUUAAUCUUUACAAAGUACAUAGAGAUCCUAAAGUGUGGGAAGAUCCUUUGGAGUUUCGUCCUGAAAGGUUUCUUACAACUUACAAAGAGUAUGAUGUUAGAGGCCAACAAUUUGAAUAUAUGCCUUUUGGAAGUGGUAGGAGGAUUUGUCCUGGUAUAUCUUCUGCACUUCGAUUCAUGCAGUUUACACUAGCUAAAUUACUCCAUGCAUUUGAGAUCACAAUUUUAUCUGAUGAAGCUGUUGACAUGACUGAAGGUUUUGGAUUAACGAACCUCAAAGCCACACCACUUGAAGUCAUCCUCACACAUCGUCUUCCCCACAACAUUUAUAUAUAACGACUCUUUUAUGAUUUUCAAUUAAUCUUUAUUUGUGAGAUACCAUACAUGUAUGUCUGACACUAGCAUUAUGCGACACUAUUAUGAUAUUGUGUUUCACAUUAGCGUGCA
Messenger RNA from Beta vulgaris subsp. vulgaris (sugar beet), 1650 nucleotides. Its product is annotated as cytochrome P450 CYP82D47. The transcript is spliced from 2 exons. The record is from RefSeq and is a predicted model, not a curated record. Gene Ontology annotation, molecular function: oxidoreductase activity, acting on paired donors, with incorporation or reduction of molecular oxygen; monooxygenase activity; iron ion binding. Gene Ontology annotation, biological process: defense response to other organism. The coding region runs from base 1 to 1539 and encodes 512 amino acids. Lineage: Eukaryota; Viridiplantae; Streptophyta; Magnoliopsida; Caryophyllales; Amaranthaceae.